Hydra vulgaris (swiftwater hydra) is the source of this 621-nucleotide messenger RNA. RefSeq lists its product as uncharacterized. NCBI's taxonomy places the organism in Eukaryota, Metazoa, Cnidaria, Hydrozoa, Anthoathecata, Hydridae. The record is from RefSeq and is a predicted model, not a curated record.
UAAAAAGAAGAUUAAUGCUUCAAUUUAAAACUUUGCUUUUGAAUGUAUUGUUAACUAUUAGUAUCUGUUGUCAAUUUUAUUAUGACACAACAUACAAAUCAGAUAAUUCAUUGGUUUAUUACUUGCAAAAAUCUUAUCCUGCUGCACAUUAUGAAGCUUUUUUGAGAUAUCUUCAAUCUACCCAGCCAACCACAGCAACAUCUUCAUCUGCAAUUAGUGCUCUAGUUCCAUCCUUAAUUGCAUUGAGUGUUCCAUCUACAUCUGGAAUAAUUGUUACAUCUUCAGCUGCUACAAGUGUCCCACAACCUCCACAACAAUCAACACAACCUUCUGCUGAGCUUACCUAUGGUGCCUAUAGAAGAUAUAGGGACCAGCACCCUGGACCGAUGAGCGAUCGAUCAUUUUUGCGGUGGUUCCGGUUAGGAGGGAAUGAUGGUGAGUCAUUCAGCUGGGCCUAUCAUCCUCCUAACAGGGGUGCUGGAAGCUCCAGCAGAAGAGGAAAUUGUGGAGGAGGUCGUGGGCGAAGACGGAAUGGUGGCGGCCUUGUUGUGAAUGGUGGCAUCCACUAUUACUAGGCGCCACCACUCCUUUAUUUUUUUUUUAAAUAAAUAUAUAACAUUA